AUGGAACUCGACAACAAAUCGCAGAAGAGACCCCGGGAAUCGGAAGCCGGAGAGGGGAUUGAGCAACCAGCGCCAUCUUCGGUUGAAUCGCAAUCGAGUAGCGGAAAUAGAAUCGAUCCCAAUCUCAAAAAUGAGCCCCUGAACGAGACCGACCUGCAGGCCUUUGGCCACGUUGUCCACGUUGCCGCGGCGGACAGCGACGACUUCAACGCCGUGACCGUCCUGCGGGUGGUGCUCUUCCACUCGGCCACCAAGGCCACCGAGGAGCGCGUCAUCUCCAAGCGCGCCUUCACCCCGCUCCACAUGUCCAAGAGCGCGUGGAAGAAGUUCAACAACAAGCCCACCACCAAGGAGCUCAAGAAGCGCAAGCUCGAGCACCCGACGGGCGCGCUGCCGCUCAUCACCCCCGCUGCUGCUGCUGCCGCGGCCGCCCAGCUCGACCUCGACUCCGCCCCGCGGCGGCUGCGUAGAGCCGAAAAGGUCUUGUCCGAGCGCACGCAGAGAUUCUUGCUGGUACUGGAGCGACCGCACGACAAUCACAACCAGCAGGCCGUGCUGCGGACGGCAGAGUGUCUGGGCAUCCAGCACGUGUGGAUCGUGAAGAACGUGGAGCAGAAGCAGAAGAAGUUCGUCGCCAAUCGCAAGAUCACGCGGGGCAGCGAUGACUGGCUGAGCGUGCGCGAGUUUCAAACCACCACCGAGUGCCUCAUGGCCCUGCGAGAAGACAACCGACAGGUGUGGGUGACCGAUCUGAGCAAGACGGCCAUCUGCCUCGACGAGAAGGUCCAGGUCGACAUCCCCGCGAAGGUCGCUCUCGUGAUCGGACGCGAGGCCGACGGCUGCAGCCAAGAGAUGCUCGCGGCUGCCGACAAGAGGGUGUUCCUGCCGAUGUACGGCUUCUCCGAUUCAUUCAACCUCAGCGUGGCGACGGCCCUCCUCCUGCAGAGGCUCUUCCUGGUGUGUCCCCAAGCGCGCGGCGACCUGCCCGAGGAGGAGAAGCACCAUCUCCGGCUCAAGUGGUACACCCAGCUCGCCAAGGACGACGAGCAACGAAGAAGCGUGUACGCGCAGUGGGUCAACAACCCUCCCGCGCCGCUGGACGAUAUCAGACCCGACGAACGGGUGCCGAUCGUGAUGAAGAAGGUCAUGAAGCGGAUCACGCAGAAGGAGGAAGAGGUCCAGAAGGAGUUCCACGAGCGAAUGGCCGCCUCCACCUCCUCCUCUACUUCCACUUCCACUUCAACCUCCACCUCCACCUCUACAGAACAACAGUAA
This is a messenger RNA of Acanthamoeba castellanii str. Neff, 1275 nucleotides long. Its product is annotated as RNA methyltransferase, TrmH superfamily protein. The record is from RefSeq and is a predicted model, not a curated record. Bases 1 to 1275 code for a protein of 424 amino acids. Gene Ontology annotation, biological process: tRNA guanine ribose methylation. The transcript is spliced from 10 exons. NCBI's taxonomy places the organism in Eukaryota, Discosea, Longamoebia, Acanthamoebidae. Gene Ontology annotation, molecular function: RNA binding.